Temnothorax curvispinosus is the source of this 1989-nucleotide messenger RNA. Its product is annotated as probable citrate synthase 2, mitochondrial. The coding region runs from base 296 to 1816 and encodes 506 amino acids. The record is from RefSeq and is a predicted model, not a curated record. Gene Ontology annotation, biological process: carbohydrate metabolic process; tricarboxylic acid cycle. Lineage: Eukaryota; Metazoa; Arthropoda; Insecta; Hymenoptera; Formicidae. Gene Ontology annotation, cellular component: mitochondrial matrix. The transcript is spliced from 8 exons.
GUGCGGAAGUUCUUUUUGAAUGGAAGAGAACCGCUUGAAGUGUAUAUAUCACGAAAACAGCGAAGCAGCAAACUCGAAAGCUCUCGCUUCUGAUUUUUCUUCAGAAGCGAGAGCUAAAUGUGUCAAAAUGCCUCUAAAGUGAUUUAACGAGAAAAUUCUUCCGUUUAGUUCAACGUAAAAAGAUAAAUUCAAGUAUUACGAAAGAGCUUACCAUUACUUCAUCUUGUACAUCUUCCGCGCGCAACGUGUUACACGUUAAUUCGGGUUCACGAUUGAACAAAUUAUUACGAAAGAUAUGUUACGUCUGUCAAGAGGACUCCGGUGUCACAGAGUCCACAUGUUCGUUCCGUGGGACGGGAGGAAGAGUUGCGUGAUGCAAUUUCCCGGCGAUGGGCAAGCCAGCUUCGGAACGGGGGAACGGCACGUACUGACGGUGAGCAGGACGAGGGGAGAGCCCAGCACGAGCACAAAUCUAAAGGAGGCCCUAUGCGAGAAGAUUCCCGUGCACCACGAUCUUCUGAGAAACUUUCGAUUUCACUUCGGCCCGAGCGUCGUUAGUCAGAUCACGGUCGAGGACCUGUACGCGGGAUUAAGCGACGUAAAAACCAUCGUCAGGGAAACCUCGGAACUUGAUCCUAAACACGGCAUCGUGUACCGUGGAUUGACUAUACCGGAAGUGAUCGCUCUGCUGCCUCGCGAAGGAAACUCGCCGAGCGCGGAAGCUGUGUUUUGGUUGCUCUUAACCGGCGACGUCCCGACGCAGCAGCAAACCGCUUCAUUGAUCGCCGACUGGACAUCGCGACGUAAAAAAUGUACAGAAUGGUGGUCGGGACCACGGGGUGAAACGAUAGCUUCCGUUCUACGCUCGAUGCCUGAGACAAUUACCCCUUUGCAUAGAUUGUCGGUCGCGCUCACAAUUUUCGACGUCAGCAAACAGGCGAAGGAGGCCAAAAGGCACGGUGCUAUGCCCUACACUUAUUGGGAGUAUACCUAUGAAGAUGGCAUGGAAUUUCUCGCAACCCUACCAGCGAUCAUCGGUCUGAUUGCCAGAGGCCAAACAUUGACGAAUGUGAGCGGUGACGGCGAUUGGGUGCAAUUUUUAUUAGAUUGUUUAAACAAUGAGAGUUUCGACGGCCGAAAAUCAUCGAUUGCGGAUUUCCUCAGGCUAUACAUCACUUUAAACGCUGACGACGAUGGCGGGGCUCCGAUCGCUCAUGUUACGCAAAUUUUGGGUUUAACGGAUCUUCAUAUAAAUGAGGUAUUAGCUAGCAGCGUUUUGGCGCACAUCGACGAGCCUAAGAGUGGAACAAUGUUCGAGUGGAAAGAGUUGCAAACGAAAAUCAAGAACACGCUCGGCCGAACGUGGACGGAACACGCUUUGAAAACCUGCGUGCUGAAUUUGUGGAGCAGGGACAAAUUGACGGGGCACAGGGAGGCCGACUUCUGCGAUCCACGAUACACCGCGCUCCUGCAUUACGCGAAGCAAUAUCUGUCCGAUAAUUCGGACGUAAAGCUCUCGCAAGACAUCACGCGGAUAUUAAGGUCGACGAUGGGAAGACCGAAAAGAAAAGAGGUUUACCCGGAGCAGAAUGCCCUGGCUCCUGUUAUUUUUCAGUAUUACGGACUGGAAGACAUGAGGCUCAAUCAGACGAUACUUUACAUGGCGCGGGCCUUGGGGGCGAUCGCCUCGAUCAUAUGGACAACAGUAGUAAACGCGCCUGUCGAGCAUCCGAUAUCGCGUUGCACUCACAGUUACAUCGAAACAAUUCGCGACGACAAUGCAAAGAAACGGAAAGGGCGCAGGACGCGAAAGUAAACGGAAACGAAACCGCGUGUACGAUUAUAGGCGCUCACCCGUCAAAGUAAACUAACAAUAAGUAGCGACAUUUAUUUCUCAAAGUUCAACGUUUCGAUCAUCAAAUAUUUAUUUAUUUUUCUACCACUGUACGCCUUGUAACAAUUCGUCUUGGAAAUAACGACAACUUAUUA